Messenger RNA from Arabidopsis lyrata subsp. lyrata, 1240 nucleotides. RefSeq names its product probable pectinesterase 15. NCBI's taxonomy places the organism in Eukaryota, Viridiplantae, Streptophyta, Magnoliopsida, Brassicales, Brassicaceae. The coding region runs from base 15 to 1124 and encodes 369 amino acids. Gene Ontology annotation, molecular function: pectinesterase activity. The record is from RefSeq and is a predicted model, not a curated record. Gene Ontology annotation, biological process: cell wall modification. The transcript is spliced from 4 exons.
ACUAGCUAAGAAUCAUGUCAAUUUUUCUCAUUGUUCUCCUCUCCCUCUCUACAAUCCAUAUCUCUUCUUCAUCUGAAUCUUCCUUCACUUCAACAACAAGAACCUGUUCUAAACAUGGAGAGUUAGCUUUCUUUGGAAACCAUCAUAACUUACCAGACAAUUCUCUUGUGAUCACUGUUGAUCCGAAUGGACAUGGUAACUUCACCAAAGUUCAAAACGCCAUUGAUGCUGUACCUGAUUUAAGCUCUUCCAAGACUCUCAUCAUCAUCAAUUCAGGAGUUUACAGGGAAAAGGUUAUGGUUAGUGUAAACAAGACAAACAUUAUGAUGAAAGGCAGAGGAUAUCAAAGAACGAUUAUUGAGUGGAAUGAUACUUCUCGUUCAUCAGGAAGAACUCAAGAUAGCUACUCUUUUGGUAUAUUUGCAGCAAAUUUCGUUGCUUAUAAUAUCAGCUUCAAGAACUAUGCUCCAGAACCUGAACCCGGUGUUGAAGGUGCACAAGCUGUAGCCAUUAGAAUUGAUGGAGAUCAAGCAGCAUUCUAUGGGUGUGGAUUCUACAGUGCUCAAGACACCGUCUUGGAUAGCAAUGGAAGGCAUUACUUCAAGCAAUGCGUCAUCCAAGGCUCCAUUGACUUCAUAUAUGGCAAAGGAAGAUCGCUGUAUGAUGAAUGCUUAAUAAGGUCUAUAGCCAAAGAGAGUACCUCAGGGAUUAGUGGAAUCAUUACAGCUCAGGGAAGGGAAUCAAUUGAUGAGAAGUCUGGAUUUUCUUUCUUAAAGUGUAAGAUAGAGGGAACCGGGAAGGUGUGGCUUGGGCGACCCUGGAGAGCCUAUGCAACUGUGGUUUUCUCUCAAACUUACAUGUCUCGAAUCAUCUCUCCCGAGGGAUGGAAUGACUGGGGAAAUCUGACCCGAGACAAGACUGUGACUUUUGGAGAGCAUAGAUGCUAUGGAGAAGGAUCUGAUUACAAAGGGAGGGUUCCAUAUGCGAAACAACUAACAGAUUCAGAAGCAUCUUCAUUCACAGACAUUUCCUACAUUGAUGGAGAUCAGUGGCUGAAUGGAACUAAGAUACCAUCCGAGCUAAACAUUGAAGAACACGAAGACAAUCUUAUCAGUUCUUACUGAAUUAUGUAAGGAUUCUAAUGCCUAGAUGCAUAGACCAAAGACAAUGUCAAAGAAAUAUGGUCUUAUUAGAUUACUUUAAGUUAAGACAUGAAGAGUCAGUUGCUUGUUGGAAAUGA